Molecule: messenger RNA, 3233 nt
Organism: Acipenser ruthenus (sterlet)
Lineage: Eukaryota; Metazoa; Chordata; Actinopteri; Acipenseriformes; Acipenseridae
Exons: 6
Coding region: 1159-2184 (341 amino acids)
Source: RefSeq, a predicted model, not a curated record
UAUAAACAACAUCAGUCAACCUAGCCAUGCUGUCUGAAGAAGCCAGAAGCUGAAACAUUGUUUAUCUAUCACUUCAUGAGUAUUUCUAGUGAUUGAGGAGUAUCCUGUGGGGUCCUGAUUCUCAAUGGACACAGAGCCUUUUGCUGUUUUGAAAAUCUGCUACAGAAUCUAUUUACAUACAGUACAUUGAACACAGCAAUUUACAAUAUGGUAAAGAUGAUAAACUCAUUAAGCACAAAGUGACUUUAGAGAAAGAUUACAACACAAAUAGGUUAAAUCUUAUACUGUAAAAUCAAUAAAAAUGGACAGAGCUACACAUAUUAGUGUAUUAGAUUAGAGAACAGCCCUGCUGUUUUGAAUGGAGUUUCCUAUACUGCACUACCAUAGCGCUGGUACCACAAUGGGCCGUGUGGCUUUUUGUUUGUCACAUGAACACCACAUAGAUCCGUCUAACCAUGGAUUCCCAGAGGUUUUAUUCCCCAUAUCAAUCUGAUGGGGUUUUCUUCAUCCUCUUCAGAGUGGUAACGGAUCACGCCAGCAUCAAGGUGAACGAAUGGCCCUUUCUCGUUCUGCACUUUCUUAUGUAAGAUUUGAUCUUGAAAAUCCUAGCAGUUACAUGUGAAGCACACCAUAGAGUUACUAUAUGAGAAGCAUAACAUUAUUGCAACAACAAUGUUAUAGUAAUCUAUUAGACCUCUGAGAACAGCAGAUAUAGAGUAUGCUGUUGUAUUCUACAGAUAUUUGGGGAUCAAACUCUUUUCUGCGUACUUUCUGUAAUUAGUCCAUGCAGACUUACAGUAAAUAAGCGGUACUGUGAUUAUGUUAUUCUCUUGCGCCCCCUGGUGGCUAUAAAAUGCCAAUUGUAUUGCACAACUAGUAUACGAGGUGGGGUCGAAAGAAAAACAGUGAAGUUCACAACACAGACGGUUGUCUAGUGUCAAUUUGUGACACGUCUACGAUGUUCAUUUAAGUGUCUUUAAGCGCAGGUAAACAUUGUUUUUCUGCUGUUUUUGUUUGUUUAUCGUGUACAACAUUAGUCUUACAGUAAGGUUUCCACCCUCUUUACAGGAAGUGCCGUGCAUCUGUUUCGUUUUCAUAUUUUAUGUUAUUCUGAGCAGGGCGGAAGAAGUGUUUUUUGUAGAAUUGAGAACCGCGGCCAUGGCACAUAACCCACCAGCCAAGACACUUGAUCCAAGAAGACCGGAACUUUUAAUAAAAAAAAUAAAGGAUGCUGAAGGAGGCCUGGUGAAAUCUGGGAACAGGUUCAUCCUGAAGUUUCUGAAAAUUUACACCAAGCAUAAAACAUUAAUCCCUGGACACAUGGCUGAGGUGCUACACAGCAUCUUUUUUUUGGGCAACAUUAAUGACGUGAAAAUUGAUCCUAUGGAAUUCUUUACCGACGAAGUGGGGGAAGAAAUUAAGAAAGAAUUUCCAGAAGCGUUUGACAAAUAUGUCACCCACCUGCCGACCCGCACACCUUUUUCCAUCCUACUUGACGCGGUUGUGCUGAUUAAAGGCAAUCAAAAUCAAAAAGACGUAAUGGAGUAUCUGUCGGCUUUAUUAAAAGAACUGAGUGUGCCAAAACCAAAAAAGGCGACACAUUCAAACUAUUACACCUUGGAGGCCACUGUCAUCUGCAUGUGUCAUUAUGAAAGGAAUGGGCUAAAAGGUCUGAACCCUAACCCUAACUUCUAUGGAGGCUCCUUGUCCUGCAAGGGGUUGAAAGAGCGGAAGGUCAUGAUCGCGCUCUCGUGUCUGGAACCGUGGACCCCAGCAGUGGCGUAUGCCGUGGCCUUUGCAGAUGAAGGUGCUUACAUCAAGCUUCCAAAAGAUGUCAUAAGCGAAGCUUUUCAAAGAGACUUGAAAACAGACAGCUAUCUGGAAAAAGCUCCAUGCACAAACUGCAUUACUAUAUUCAAAGGGGUCUCAUUCAAGCCUCGUUAUAAAGGAAACAAUAAAAAAGAACCCUGGCCGUAUGGCAACUGCGCCGAAACAGAAUCUCUCAGCAAGCUCCUCAAGGCAGAUGUAACACUCCGUGGACAAGUAGAAGUUCAUAAUAAAACGGGGAUCGUUCACCUAGACCUUGAAACACAUCAAAUUCACAGCAAAGCCACAAAGACGCUGGUUAAGGAGCUUCAAGUGUUUCAGUUCUUCAACUUAACCCCCGCCCACUCACAGAUUUAACAUGUUAUUAAUUAGAAUUCACUGCUGUUUGUAUUCUAAUAUAUACUGACUCAUAUUUACUCAGUUAUCCUGCUUGCAUAUUCAUGUUGUUUGGUUAAUGAUUUAAGAUCAUUAUUUCCUAGAGGAAACACAAGCUACAGACAGUUGAUUAAAUGCAGUUAUUUCUAUGUAAUCAUUAUUUACACUGAAGCUAAAAUAUUACCUGAAUAUUAUUGAUGGCUGAUUUAUGCUAUUUUUAUAUGAAUCUUUUCUACUUUUGUACCGUCUCUAUUUUCUGUCCGUCAAAUUCAUAAAAGAUAUAACAGUGUUGUGUAAUUCACUGUGAAGUAUUUUAAGAGACAAUGUCAGGGUGCAGGCGUUGAUGCACAUAAGCAGGGUGGAAGCAGAUACAGGUUUUUGAGAGAGGUUACUGUGUGUGAUGUGGAGCAUCCUGUGAAACCACGUACCCGGGUCACCCUGGGUUAACUCGGGCUGACCUGGGUCGUCAGCGACCCACCUCAGGGUCGACACGCUUUGACCCGGGUCGAGCGAGACAAAGUGCAUGAUGGGAGGUUGUAAGCAGAGGACGUGACAAAUAGCCACGCCUCCAUAAAGGUUUCAUUUCCGCCUUUCUUUAUAUUCAAACACACCAUGAGCCAGACCUCUGCAGGAAUGUCAGCGCAGAGAAGCUGGAUUUCCAGGUCAUUUCGUAAGCACAUUGUGGACUUGCUUCUGUGAGCCUCGGUCGACUCUGCUUGUGAAAUGGCUUAGCCGACCCGCAUGACACCGGGUUGAGACCCAGGUAGGCUCGGGACCCGGGUCGGAGUGCCAGUGUGAAAGGGGCUGAAGUUACUGAAGUUGAAUAAGAAGUCUCCAGUCCUGACCUGAAAGAGUGCUCCCGGUUCAAGUAGAUAUGGCCACCUAUCCUGUAAGCUCAUCACUAGUAGACUACUAUAUUUAGUCUAGAAAUAUAUGUUGUAAUAAUUGUUGUGUUUCUGUAUUGCUAAUAAGCAACAAGUAUAAUCAAAUAUGUAAUCAAACAAAUAAACCAUGUGAUUUGCUUAACUGAU